Colossoma macropomum (tambaqui) is the source of this 2795-nucleotide messenger RNA. RefSeq names its product membrane protein, palmitoylated 2b (MAGUK p55 subfamily member 2) (gene mpp2b). The coding region runs from base 266 to 1936 and encodes 556 amino acids. The transcript has 13 exons. NCBI's taxonomy places the organism in Eukaryota, Metazoa, Chordata, Actinopteri, Characiformes, Serrasalmidae. Gene Ontology annotation, cellular component: cell-cell junction; plasma membrane. Gene Ontology annotation, molecular function: protein binding. The record is from RefSeq and is a predicted model, not a curated record.
GAAGAGAACAGCAGCGCUGCUGGCUUUACGGGCUCGUCCACGCUCCGUUGCGCGUCUGGCUGUUGAAUUGAGCGAGGCUGCCUAUUUGGACGCGUUGAAUCCGUCAUUAAAACCUGUAUGAGACCUGUUCAGGACCAGCAGCUGAGCCUUAAGGAAGAAGAAGAAGAAGAUCCUGCUUGGUUGUAGCCUCUCACCUUCAUCCCUGCAGGAGAUUCGAACCCAGGCAGAAAGCUGUACAAAGUCCUGACAACCCGAGACACCAAAAAUGCCUGUUGCAUCAGCCAGCUCUGACUCAGCGAUGCACAGCGUGCUGGACACCCUGAGUGACAGCACCAGCUCCACGACGGCCAACGACCUGGACCUCAUCUUCCUGAAGGGCAUCAUGGAGAGUCCUGUGAUUUAUCUGUGUGUCUAUGUAAAACAGGCUCACGAGCGGUUUGAGGAGCCGAAGCUGGAGGCUGUGAGGGACAAUAACGUGGAGCUGGUGCAGGACAUCCUGAAAGACCUUACGUCCCUCACCAACCACAGCCAGACCGCACACGAACUCGCCUGCAUACUCAGAGAGCCACACUUCCAGUCACUACUGGAAACACAUGACUCUGUGGCCUCCAAAAGCUAUGAGACUCCGCCCCCCAGCCCCUGUGCCUUCAUGGACCCUGCCCUUAACAACCAGCCCGUCCCCCCUGAUGCGGUCAGGAUGGUCGGCAUCCGCAAAGUUUCUGGAGAACACUUGGGCGUGACGUUCCGUGUGGAGGGGGGUGAGCUGGUGAUUGCGCGGAUCCUGCACGGAGGAAUGAUUGACCAGCAGGGCCUCCUGCAUGUAGGUGAUGUCAUCAAGGAGGUGAACGGCAAGGAGGUGGGAAAUGACCCCAAAGUGCUGCAGGACAUGCUGAAGGAGGCCAGCGGCAGCGUGGUGCUCAAAAUCCUCCCCAGCUACCAGGAGCCACACACGCCCCGCCAGGCCUUUGUGAAGUGCCACUUUGACUACGACCCGGCUCAUGACAACCUGAUCCCCUGUAAAGAGGCCGGCCUUCGGUUCAGCAGCGGAGACAUCCUGCAGAUCUUCAACCAGGAGGACCCCAACUGGUGGCAGGCGUGUCAUCUGGAGGGCGGCAGUGCGGGACUGAUCCCCAGCCAGCUGCUGGAGGAGAAGAGGAAGGCCUUCGUGAAGAGAGAUCUGGAGCUCAGCACUGCAGGACCUCUGUGUGCAGGCAUGGGGGGGAAGAAGAAGAAGAAAAUGAUGUACCUGACCACCAAAAACGCAGAGUUCGACAGGCAUGAGCUGCGGAUCUAUGAGGAGGUGGCGAAGGUUCCUCCGUUCAGGAGGAAGACUCUGGUGCUGAUCGGAGCUCAGGGAGUGGGCCGGCGCAGCCUGAAGAACAAACUGCUGGUGUCAGAACCACACCGCUAUGGAACCACCACACCCUACACGUCUCGUAAGCCUAAAGUGGACGAGAAGGAGGGGCAGAUGUAUCUCUUCAUGUCUCGGAGUGAAAUGGAGGCGGACAUUAAAAACGGCCGUUUCCUGGAGCAUGGGGAGUACGACGGCAAUCUGUACGGCACCAAGAUCAACUCCAUCCACGAGGUGGUGGACUCGGGAAAAAUCUGCAUCCUGGAUGUCAACCCACAGGCUCUCAAAGUCCUCAGGACGUCAGAGUUUCUCCCAUACGUUGUGUUCAUCGAAGCUCCUGACUUUGAGGUUCUGAAGGACAUGAACAGAUCUGCUAUUGAGGCUGGUGUCAUCACCAAACAACUCACAGACUCGGAGCUUAAGCGGACGGUGGACGAGAGCGAAAGGAUCCAGAGGGCCUACGGUCACUAUUUCGACCUCACUAUCGUUAACGAUAACCUGGACGGAGCAUAUCGCAGCCUGAAGGUGGCGCUAGAGAGACUGAGCACAGAUCAGCAGUGGGUGCCUGUGAGCUGGGUUUUCUGAGUCAGGUUCAGGUGAGACAGGAAAGAUCAGAGACUUUCAGCAGACUGAAGGCCUUGAAGGGAUCCUUCAUGUGAGUGAGUGACAUGAUUAUGGUUGGUUUUAAUAAACAGCAAACAAGAGAAUUCUAGCUACUAGAAAUACUUUCAGAUGUUUGGUAGUAGGACAGGUCAUCGCUGAGGCCCUCUGUGUUCUCCUGUAUGAACAUCUGGCCUCGACAGCAAGCAGUGCAGUGCGUGCGAGCCAAGCAAUUUACCUCACAUAGGUUGUUGCACAAAGACUGCUGAAACGGUACUAUAAAGAAUAUUUAUUACUCUGUACAGAAAAGAACAAAUCAGAUAUACUCGUGCGUCCGUUUGAAGGUGUGGUAGAUAUUCGGGACUGAACAAUACUGUACAUGUUGGUCGUCAACACUGUAUAUUUGUACAGAUGCUGUGAUCUGAAAAUACUGUUUUAGCACUUGUGGCUUUAAUUUUAGCGAAAAAAAUUGUUUGUAGUUUUGAGAUAAUGAAGAUGGAAUAGGAGAAAACGACGUGUCCCUGUUGGGAAAUACUCCUGUACAUGUUGUGAUUUAGAUUUAUUUCAUGUCGACUGUAAAUAACUAGAGAUUAUCUAACACUGACAACAAACGGUACUUAGUACAAACGUGCUUUCCAUUUACUAGAGAAAAACAAGGUAGCAAUAAGUGUCUUGCGAGUUCAGCCAAUCGUCACUUUUUCGUAAUUUGAUACCUAAGCCAAAGGGAACCACAGAAAAGAAUACGCUUUCCGGAUUACUUCGGUUUCAUUUGGUUGUAUUUUGGUGAGUGAGAAAAGUCACAAUCUAGUCAUGAGUCUAAUAAACUUGAAUAUUCUGAAAUAGG